Molecule: messenger RNA, 4730 nt
Organism: Oncorhynchus nerka (sockeye salmon)
Lineage: Eukaryota; Metazoa; Chordata; Actinopteri; Salmoniformes; Salmonidae
Gene: uck1
Product: uridine-cytidine kinase 1
Exons: 7
Coding region: 113-943 (276 amino acids)
Cellular component (GO): cytoplasm
Molecular function (GO): ATP binding; ribosylnicotinamide kinase activity
Source: RefSeq, a predicted model, not a curated record
GUCCCCGUACAGCAAUACACCAAUUGGUGGUCUGCCAUAGAACUUUCAAGAACAAGGUAGCUUUCUAAACAAGCGACGAUAAGCCUGCUGUUAAUCGACAAAUUGGCCUGAUAUGGCUGCUAUCAGACCAUUUGAGAUGGAGCGUCCAAGACACCGUCCGUUUCUGAUUGGUGUUAGCGGAGGAACUGCCAGUGGCAAGUCUACCGUAUGUGCCAAAAUCAUGGAGUUACUGGGCCAGAACAAGGUGGACCAUCAUCAGAGGAAAGUUGCUAUCGUCAGCCAAGACAGUUUCUACAGAGUCUUGACACUUGACCAGAAGGCCAAGGCACUCAAGGGCCAGUACAACUUUGACCACCCAGAUGCUUUUGACAACGAGUUGAUGUACCAAACCCUGAAGGAUAUUGUGGAAGGGAGUGUGGUGGAGGUGCCGACAUAUGACUUUGUCACGCAUUCCAGGCUGCAGGACAGGAUCAUGGUGUACCCGGCUGAUGUGGUUCUGUUUGAGGGCAUUCUGGUAUUCUACUCUCAGGAAGUGAGGGACAUGUUUCACAUGAAGCUCUUUGUGGACACUGACUCUGAUGUCAGGCUUUCCCACAGAGUUCUGCGGGACAUGAAGAGGGACAGAGACCUGGAGCAGAUCCUUAACCAGUACACUACGUUUGUCAAGCCAGCCUUCGAGGAGUUCUGUUUACCUACCAAGAAAUAUGCAGAUGUAAUUAUUCCUAGAGGAGUUGACAACAUGGUGGCCAUCAACCUCAUCGUGCAGCACAUCCAAGACAUCCUGAAUGGGGACCUCUGUAAGUGGCAGCAUGGAGGAGUGGUGAACGGGCACAGCCGUGGCUUCAAGCGGGCCUUCUCGGAGCAGGGGGACCUGGACAACGCCACAUCCAACCUUCCCCUAGGGAAGAGGGUCCUACUGGAGCCGAGCAGUCGCCCCCACUGAGGCAGCCAUCUCUGACUGACAGUCUACUUCUAUAUACACUUUCCUAAUAUUGAGUUGCACCCCCUUUUGCCAUCAGAACAACCUCAAUUCGUUGGAGCAUGGACUCUACAAGGUGUUGUAUGCAUUCCACAGGGAUGCUGGCCCAUGUUGACUCCAAUGCUUCCCACAGUUGUGUCAAGUUGGCUGGAUGUCCUUUGGGUGGUGGACCAUUCUUGACACACACGGGGAACUGUUGAGCUUGAAAAACCCAGCAGCGUGGCAGUUCUUGACACACUUAAACCAGUGAGGCCGGCACCUACUACCAUACCCCGUUCAGAGGCACUUAAAUAUUUUGUCUUGCCCAUUCACCCUCUGAAUGGCACACAAACAAUCUGCCUCAAGGCUUAAAUCCUUCUUUAACCUGUCUUCUCCCCUUCAUCUACACUGAUUGAAGUGGAUUUAACAAGUGACAUCAAUAAUAGAUCAUAAUAUUCACCUGGUCAGUGUAAUUUAAAGAGCAGGUGUUCCUAAUGUUUUGUUCACUCAGUAUAUAUACAGAAAGUAUUCACACCCCUUGAUUUAUUCCACAUGUUGUUAGCCUGAAUUCAAAAUGUAUUCAAUUCUACACACAACACCCCAAAAGGACAAAGUGAAAACAUGUUUAGACAUCUUUACAAGUGUAUUGAAAAUGAAAUACAGAAAUCUCAUUUACAUAAUUAUUAAUUUUCAAGUCUUGCCAUAGAUUUAAGCAAUUUAAGUCAAAUAUAACUAGGCUACUCAGGAACAUUCAAUAUCAUUUUGGUAAGCAACUCUAGUGAAUAUUUAGCCGUUUAAAGUUAUUGUCCUGCUGAAAGGUGAAUUUGUCUCCCAGUAUCUGUUGGAAAGCAGACUAAAACAGGUUUUCCUCUAGGAUUUUGUCUGUGCUUAGCUCUAUUCAGUUUUUAUUUUGUCCUAAAAAAAUCCCCAGUCCUUGCCAAUGACAAGCAUACCCAUAACAUAAUUCAGCCACAAUAUGCUUGAAAAUAUACUGAACAAAAAUAUAAACAUAACUUGCAACAAUUUUAAAGAUGACGGAUUUACAGUUCAUAUAAGGAAAUCAGUCACUUGAAAUAAAUUCAUUAGGCACUCAUCUAUGGAUUUCACAACUGGGAAUACAGAUAUGCAUCUGUUGGUCAUAGAUACCUAAAAACAAAGGUAGCGGUGUAGAUCAGAAAACCAGUCAGUGUCAGGUGUCACCAUUUGCCUCAUGCAGCGUGACACAUCUCCUUUGAAUAGAGUUGGCUAUUGAUUGUGGCCUAUGGAAUUUUGUGCCACUCAAUGGCUGUGCGAUAUUGGUGGGGGCAGGAACACGUUGUCGUACACUUCGAUCCAGAGCAUCUGAAACGUGUUCAAUGGGUGACAUGUCUGGUGAGUAUGCAGGCCAUGGAAGAACUGGGACAUUUUCAGCUUCCAGGAAUUAUGUACAGAUCCUUGCGACAUAGGGCCAUGCAUUAUCAUGCUGAAAUGUGAUGGCGGCGGAUGAAUGGCAUGACAACGGGCCUUAGGAUCUCAUCACGGCAUCUCUGCAUUCAAAUUGCCAUUGAUAAAAUGCAAUUGUGUUUGUUGUCUGUAGGUUAUGCCUGCCCAUUCGAUAACCCCACUGCCACCAUGGGGCACUCUGUUCACAACGUUGACGUCAGGAAACCACUCUCUUAUGGUAGAAGUAUGAACAUUAAAUUCCCUGGCUGCAGUCAGCAUGCCAAUUGCACUCUCCCUCAACUUGAGAAAUCUGGAAUUGUUUUGUUACCAAACCACAUUUUAGAGUGGCCUUUUAUUAUCCCCAGCACAAGGUGCACCUGUGUAAUGAUCAUGCCGUUUAGUAAGCUUCUUGACAUGCAACACCUGACAGGUGGAUGGAUUAUCUUGGCAAAGGAGAAGUGUUUACUAAAAGUGAUUUAAACAAAUUUGUGCACCACAUUGAGAUCAUAUUUCAGCUCAUGAAACAUGGGACCAACACUUUACAUGUUGCGUUUGUUUUUGUUCAGUGUAUGAAUAGUGAUACCGAGUGAUGUGCUGUGUUGGAUUUACCCCAAACAUGAUGUUUUGUAUUCAAGACCAAGUUAAUUUGUUUGCUGCAGUUUUACUUUAGCGCCUGACUGCAAACAGGAGUGUUUUUGGAAUAUUUUUAUUCUACACAGGCUUCCUUUUCACUCUUUCCACUCAUUUAGGUUAGUAUUGUGAAGUAACUAAUGUUGAUCCAUCCUCAGUUCUGCUUUCACAGCCAUUAAACUAACUGUUUUAAAGUCACCAGCCAAUGGGUGUGAAAGCAGAACUGAGGAUGGAUUAACAUUAGUUACUUCACAAUACUAACUGGGUGAAAUCCCUGAGCGGUUUCCUUCCUCUCUGCCUACUUAGUUAGCAAGGACGCCUGUAUCUUUGUGGUGACUGUGUCAUUAAUAACUUCACUAUGCUCAAAAUGACAUUUAAUGUCUGCAUUUAAAACGUUUACCCAUCUACCAAUAGGUGCCCUCCUUUGCAAGGCAUUGGAAAACAUCCUUGGUCUGUGGUAAUUGUAUGUGUGGGGUACAGAGAGUUAGUCAUUAAAAAAAUCAUGCUAGACACUUAUUGCACACAAUGAAUCCAUGCAACAUAUGUGACUUAAGUACAUUUUUAGUCCUGGACUUAUUUAGGGUUGCCAUAACAAAAGGGAUGAAUACUUGGAUUGAACAGGUGACAUAACUUUGACAUUUUGGGGUAUUGUAUUUAGGCUGUAACACAGGGGUGUCACUCAUUCCAUGGAGGGCCUAGUGUCUGCUGUUUUUUUGUUUCUCCUUUCAGUUAAGACAACCAGGUGAGGGGAGUUCCUUACUAAUCAGUGAUCUUAUUUCAUCAAUCAAGUAUAAGGGAGGAGCAAAACCCCGCAGACAUUCAGCCCUCCGUGGAAUGAGUUUGAUACGUGCUUUAACAAAAUGUGGAAAAAGUCCAGGGGUGUGAAUACUUUCUGAAGGCACUGUGUGUAUAUUUAUGUAUUUGUGUGAAUAUGUAUAUAUUAUGUGUGUAUAUAUAUAUAUAUAUAGUGUGUUGGAUUUGAGCAUUGAUGCUUUUACUGACAUGUUCUGGGAGAGAUGGGGAGACUAGCCUACCCUUAACUCACCCUUGUCACCUGCAGACUGCAGAGCAUCCAGUCAGAUCGGGAAGUCUGGAGGAAAAUGAGUCUGACACAUCAGUAAUGAUUCAUUAGUAUAUUACUGAAAUAGAUACCAUUGAAACAGAGCAACCACAGGUACAUAAUACAACUCUUCCACUUUUUAAUCACUCUGCCUUCUAUGUGACUUUUUACCCUGCGGUGGCUUGACUACCUCUGUGGCGAAAAUAGGAGUGAGGGUGAGAUGAAGGAAGGAAAGCUGUCCUUAUAAUGUUAGUUUCAAGUUCAUGUGUGUUUUGAUUUUGGCUUUGCACAUUGUGUUUUACCUGUUGGGCUUUCACAGCCAACAACUAGUAAUGCAGUAGACUUCAUGUACUACCAUGAUUCACUGUCUUUGUUUCAUACUGAACAAAUAUAUAAAUGCAACAUGUAUCAAGAUGCUUGAUACAUAAUAUAUUAUAAUCUGAUUUCUACAUGUAUCGAAUAUUAUAGACAAAUGAAGGAUUUCAUACAAUAUGUAUCACAUUUUAAGCAUUCUUUAGACUUUGCUUCAUGAACUGUAUAUUUGUUGGAUCAUUCUUCAAUGCCAAGGUAAAUUCAUGCCUUAACUUGCCUUUAUUUUGUAAAGCAUUUUCCAAUGACCAUGAUAUUUAAGAAAUAUUAAAUAUAUUACGUUCACUAUCA